AUAGUCUGAAUGUGCAUUAAACAUAAUUAGACGUUCGUGAAAAGUCGAUCACUUUGAGGCAGUUUCAGUUCGCGGUAGCUGUAAAUGUUUCUUUGAUAAUGUUUUUUUACAAUCCAACUUAAAUAAAAACACUGUGAUAAAAUAUUUUACCAGUUAUACUAUUAUUUAUUAUAAUACCAACGGGAAUAUUUUAUCGCUCAAUGGAAAAACAAAAAUGGUUAUUCUUAACGUUAUUAUUGACCUAUGCGUUAGCCGAGCACGGCAAAAAGUCAUCUAAUAGUAAGCAGAUCGAUAAUGCAGAAGAGUCCACAGAAUCAAAACCACCAGAAAAACGUGGUUUAAAUAAUGUGCUCGGAUAUGGCCGAGGAACUAAUUCACAUUCGUCGCCGGAAAGUUCGGACUAUUCGGGGUAUACAUUUGGUGAUAACAAUGGUCGAGGUGGAAACGAAGGGGAUAGUGAACAGCUAUCUGCAAACAAUGAAAACCACAACAAUGGUAAUAACGGUUUCAGUCACUUCUUUUUCGAAAGGGGCGUUCCCGAUAACGGAGGCAAUGCUCAAGGGUCCAAUACAGGCCAUGAUGACCAUCAUAGCUCAAUAGGCGGAAGAAAUGCCAACCAUGGUUGGAUGGCCAGUUUCUUUAACGAAGGGAAACCUGAUAUUUCUGGCAGAGGGCACUUUUUCACUCCAGGUAAUGCCGGCGGCGGUGAACAACAUGGCUUUGGUGGUUCACAGCAAGCAUUUCAAGGGUACGGAAAUGGCGGAGAAAAUGUCGAUGCACACGAAUCAACCAACAACGACGGCUAUAGGAGCAACAUCGGUGGUUAUGGUGGAGGUGGUUUUGGGGGCGGUGGACACGGAGGAGGUAGCGGACAUGGAGGAGGCGGAGGGGGAGGAGGAGGCGGAUACGGAGGAGGAGGUGGAUACGGAGGAGGAGGUGGACAUGGAGGUGGUGGAUUUGGAGCAGGUAGAUUUGGAUCAGGCGGUCAUGGCUACGGACAUGGAGGACACGUCAGGACAGUGUAUGUGACAAAAGAAGUACCAGUUCCGUAUCCAGUUCACGUGGAAAAAAAAGUUCUCUACCCCGUCCGAGUACCGUACGAAAAACCCGUGCCGUAUCCCGUCCACAGACCAUAUCCGGUACACAUCGAGAAACAAGUGCCCUACCCGGUCAGAGUACACGUACCGCAACCAUACCCUGUAACGGUGGAGAAACACGUACCAUUUCCGGUAAAAGUGCACGUGGAGAAGCCUGUGGCGGUGCACAUACCAAGGCCUUAUCCAGUAUACAUCGAGAAAAAAGUACCAGUAGCUGUAGACCAUCCAGUCCCGUAUCCCGUGAAAAUACCUAUAGACCGUCCCGUGCCCAUACACAUACCGGUAGAUAAGCCAAUACCGUAUCCAGUGGAAAGAAAAAUACCAUAUCCCGUCAAAGUACCGGUUGACAGGCCGUAUCCGGUCCACGUACCCAAACCAUAUCCCGUGCACGUUGACAGGCCAGUACCGUAUCCGGUCAAAGUCCCGGUCAAAGUACCAGUUAAAGUGCCCGUUCCGUACCCAGUGGAAGUUAAAGUCCCAGUUCACAUACCGGUGCACACCCAAUCGCAGCAUGGUUACGGUAACGAGCCAACAAAAUACAACCAUCAACAACAACAUCAACAACAACAACAACAACAACAUCAACAUCAACAACAACAACAACAACAACAACAACAACAACCACACCAUGACUCGUAUAGGCAAGGUGGGCUACUAAAUCAAGAGAGUUCGUCGGACACUACCGGAUUCGGUACUGCAUUCGUAAACAAUUACGACAACGGUUUUACCUCGUUCGGUAGUGGCCAAGAUCAAGGGACGCCAGACGCCUAUGGUGGUAAUGAAGACUACGGAUCUUCACAUGGAUGAUCCGUGUGAAAUUUACCAAUUUAUAAACCAUAGUAAGUGACAUUUGCUGCCAUUUUAUCGAGCUCAUUGCGCUCAACGCAAUUGAGCAUAAUUUAGACUUGUAUAACAAUGUAAUAAUAAUAUAAUAGGUAGGUACAUACUAAACAUACCAAUAAAAAUAAUAUUUGAACACA
Molecule: messenger RNA, 2077 nt
Organism: Metopolophium dirhodum (rose-grain aphid)
Lineage: Eukaryota; Metazoa; Arthropoda; Insecta; Hemiptera; Aphididae
Exons: 2
Coding region: 201-1904 (567 amino acids)
Source: RefSeq, a predicted model, not a curated record